Messenger RNA from Chaetomium fimeti, 1253 nucleotides. RefSeq names its product kinase-like domain-containing protein. Lineage: Eukaryota; Fungi; Ascomycota; Sordariomycetes; Sordariales; Chaetomiaceae. Bases 339 to 1136 code for a protein of 265 amino acids. Gene Ontology annotation, biological process: protein phosphorylation. Gene Ontology annotation, molecular function: protein kinase activity; ATP binding. The record is from RefSeq and is a predicted model, not a curated record. The transcript has 2 exons.
UAAGUUCCAGUUUCCUCGAAUCCAAGUUUUGACGCGGUGGAUUGUAAUUGAAGCGCUCUCUUGGAUGCUUAGAACCGUCGAUAAGGGAUUUGGUAAUUCACGCUUGCGCACAUGGCUCCGGCUCGCCCGCCAAUCCAGUCCAACCGUCCCGCCUACAAGCAACCACAUCCCAUCCCACCCCUCCAUCCCACCCCCAUCCUACCUACAUCCAUCUUUGACAAUAACCUGAAAUUUGAACCCAACCAACCACCACUACGGCCAUUACCACAACGCUAAGCACCCCAACUAGCCUACUCCCACCCUGCUUUCUGUCGCGUCACACAAAUUCCUUACCGCCCAUGUCUCAAGCUCGCCUGUUGCGGGACCUUCCCGAGGACGAACCAUGGCCACCAGUUCCACCCGACGCCGAUGUUAAUGUGUUGGACACCGAAACGCCCGAACUCGUGGUAACUGCGAACUGCAUGAUCUACCGGAUCACAGGGCAGCCCUCCAAGGUCUUCAAGUUCGGGGGUGAGUUUCGAGAAUACCAGCUUCACAAGGCCGCCGGGGACUGCGCCAUUCCAGUCUAUGGGAAGGUGAUCGGCAAACCGAAAAUCGGGAAUGGCAGCCUCUACUUCUACGGCUUUAUAAUAGAUCUCGCCACUCCUAUUUCAACACCUGGGACCGUGCCACCAUCGCAACGCCGUAGCAUCAUGCACCAGAUGAUUCGUAUUGUUGAGCGGCUACACACGAAACAUAUCAUCCACGGUGAUGUAAAGCUGGAAAACAUGCUUCUCGAUAACCAAGGUCGACUUCGGCUUUGUGACUUCUGCGAGGGGCGGUAUAUCGACGAGGACGAGCGCAUCUGGGAUGGAGCUUGGACCAUGCAUUUUGAGUCACCAAACAGGCUCCAAAGGGCCCAACAGUCUGAACGUAGCUUACCGCCACCUACGGUAGAAGAUGAUAUGUAUGGCCUUGGUCUGAGUGUCUGGCAGCUGUACACUGGGAAGAUUCCGCAUGGAGAUGUUGUCGGUGAUGAUCUGGAGCUCAAGGAAAGACAGCGGCAGGGACAAACGGUCGACGUAGGUAUAGUACAAGAUCCGGAGGCCCGUGAGAUCAUCACAACCCUUCUUCGUAGAGGAGGGGCUCGUAUUUAGCACAAAGUAUAGCGGACUGUUGAUGAUUGCUGGUGUCGUGGCAUUGGGUACAGGUAACUUUACACGGGAAUACGCGUGAAAACGGUCGUAAAUUACGCCCCCGGCAAUGCGCACGCA